AUGGGGACGUUUUGUUCCUGCGCCGGAGCCAGAAAAAUUACAAAAGACGCGGCCAAGAAAAUGGCAGCAAACGCGGAAGAGAGCGAUGGCGAUGCGGCGGUGCAGCCUGACCUGCGACUGGCAAUGGACUACACGAACAACGCCUCCAACAGCCACAGCGCCGGAGACACCAUGAACUCCUCCAUGGCCAACAUGACCAUCACCGACCAGCACCGCCAGGAGAACGGGGUCCAGGUCAUGAAAGAGACUGAAGCAGCUCUCAGUGAAAACGGGAUGAAACCUGUGUCUGAACCCUGUGACGACGAGGUUCCAGCUGCAGAGACGUCUGCAGAGGAAGCCGGCGUUGAAGCUGAAGUGCCUGAAAUAGAGAACGCCUCAUGCGGAGACGAGGGGCAGCUUGCAGCAGGAGGAGCAGCUUCAACAGCUCAAGCAAAGACGGAUAACGGCUCUGCAGAUAAGACCCAAACUGCCACCGAACCAACCUCUUCCCAUAAAAGACCAUCUUUAGUCACGAGGGGCAACAAAACAAAUGCUUCCUCACGAAACGGCCCCAGCUCCAUUCCCAUUAAAGCCAGCAGCACAGGGCCCGGAAGUCUCGGUGGUGCAAAACCUCAAAGCCCCGGAGUCAAAUCUUCCGUCAGAACUGCAGCUCAUCCAGCUAGUGCCAAGAAACCUCCCACUCCAAAAAAUGAAAAAGAUGGGAGUGGACAGAGCAGCCCUGGAACUCCCAAAUCUCCCGCCAGCCAAGCGCUCUCUGCCAAGGCGGCGGCCGAGGCCAACAAAGUGAAGAAGGUGGCGGUGGUGCGCUCUACACCCAAAUCCCCUGGAUCACUGAAGAGCCGCCCGCCGGCCCCUCUGGCUGCGGCGGCGCCCAUGCCGGACCUGAAGCACGUCAGGUCCAAGAUCGGCUCCACGGAGAACAUGAAGCACCAGCCCGGAGGUGGAAAGGUCCAAAUCCUGGAUAAGAAGCUGGACUUGGCUAACGUCCAAGCUCGUUGUGGAUCUAAAGACAACCUAAAGCACACCCCCGGUGGAGGCAAGGUACAAAUAAUUGAAAAGAAGCUGGACUUAAGCAGCGUGCAGUCCCGAUGUGGCUCCAAAGAUAAUAUAAAACAUGUACCCGGUGGUGGCAAUGUUCAGAUUGUGCACAAAAAGAUUGAUCUGACCAACGUUCAAUCGAAAUGUGGAUCAAAAGCCAACAUUCGUCAUAAGCCAGGUGGUGGAAAUAUUGAGAUAAAAAGUGAGAAGAUCGAGUUCAAAGGUCAGUCCAAGAUCGGCUCUCUUGACAACAUCGGCCACGUCCCUGGAGGUGGACAAAGAAGGAGGGAGAAGGGGAAGGAAGCAGAGGGGAGUACCUCAGACAGCCCCUCAAUCCCCUCCCCCGCUGUCACCCCCCCUCAGUCACCACUGACUGUCCCCUCAGCACCCAUCACACCCAUCUUGACGAACCCUCUCAUAAAGAUUGAGGACUCCUAUUGAGAGCCACAAGCUGAUGUUCCGCGAGACGGCCAAGGCCCGCACCGACCACGGCGCCGAGAUCGUCUCCCUGGAAGAC
This is a messenger RNA of Anoplopoma fimbria (sablefish), 1555 nucleotides long. RefSeq names its product microtubule-associated protein tau a (gene mapta). Gene Ontology annotation, molecular function: microtubule binding. Gene Ontology annotation, cellular component: neuron projection. Lineage: Eukaryota; Metazoa; Chordata; Actinopteri; Perciformes; Anoplopomatidae. The record is from RefSeq and is a predicted model, not a curated record. Gene Ontology annotation, biological process: microtubule cytoskeleton organization; neuron projection development. Bases 1 to 1479 code for a protein of 492 amino acids. The transcript is spliced from 16 exons.